Molecule: messenger RNA, 9475 nt
Organism: Dreissena polymorpha
Lineage: Eukaryota; Metazoa; Mollusca; Bivalvia; Myida; Dreissenidae
Exons: 5
Coding region: 342-2102 (586 amino acids)
Source: RefSeq, a predicted model, not a curated record
UCAAGAUGGCGACUAGAAAGCCGCCGUAAGUUUUCGCGCCUGAUUUUUUGUCAUAAUUUAUUCAAAAGUGGCUUAGUACUCCUCUUGGCGCCUGACUCGGCCGGUCCUUUUCGUGCGAAAUGGCCUGAUUCAAUGCUUACAGAAAGACAUUCAAGCGCAUCAGACAUUAGAACUUGCGGCAAGCUUAACAGAAAUUAUAUUGGGGAUCACUCCGACCAGAUAAACUGAAGCCUUCCCAACCGACAGCCGGAAUAGCCCGCAAUACCCAACAGUCUUUUGCCUCUCUUGCUGAUCGGUUCGGUGCUGUGGACGCCGCAAGCAGGUAGUUGCCGUCUAUUUGUAUGCAGUGUGAGUGCCCUUGGGAACCCAUCCAUGACGCUUACAUCGACUCCAAUAAACCAUCACGUCCAAUCAAACUCGAAGUUAGUGCAAAGUUGAUGGAACCACUGAGGAUGCGGAACACUAAACAGAAUGCUGUGUUAACUGGUGCGGACUGCCUUCCGCCAGCUGUCAAGAAUGCAGCUUUCACCCCAAACCAGACAUCAUACACUGAUGGCUCGACAGUUACAUUCACCUGUAAUAUUGGUUAUGAACUGGACGUACAGAGCAUACAAACGUGCAACGAAAGUAGAUGGGAAGGAAAAUCACCAACAUGUGAUAUCAUGAAGUGUCCAGAUUUUGGAAUAAUUGACUAUGCGAACCUAAACACCGGUGGAGGUAUUGGACAUGAUUAUGGAAGCAUUGUAAAAGUAACAUGUCAUGACAGCUACGUGUUGGAUGGUCCUUCCUCUGUUUUAUGCCAGGCAGACGGAACUUUGGGUAUGAAGCCAAUCUGUAAACCGUUAGAUUGCGAUAGCUUCAUUGGAAUGAAUUAUAGUUGCUUAGAAAACUUGAUUUUGAAUAAAACUCUGGAUUACCUUAAAUGUAAGACUGAUGUUCAAAAUACCACAAUUGGAUUGGCUAAUGAAAAUACGUCUUAUGAAUGUGAGGCGUCUCAGGAAUUGAUGUACUCGGUAUUGAGCUGUUUUUGCGAUUGCAAACUUUCGUACAAUGGUUCCACUGUAAGACCAGAAAACCUUACAAAUGAUAAUCUGGCACACGGUAGUGUUUUGAGAUGGAGCUGCAAGGAAGGAUGCACAGAAAAUACAAUCAAAAUUCUUGAAUGCAAUGACGAAAAGAUCGGAAUGCUUAUGUGUACUUGUAUAGGCACCACUGAAUCGUCAAUUACAACCGAGAACAAUGCCACUAAAGUAUUGACAGUCACUACAGACGGAACAUAUAAACAUACACCCGAGAGUAAUACCACCAAAGAAUAUAGUGUCACCACAAAAACAACAUUUGGAGAGACCUCUGUAAAACAUGCGUCUAAGAGCCAAAGCCCAAAAGAAUCAACAACAUCAUCAGUGAUGGCGUUUGGUCAUACCACUGAAUCAUCAAUUACAACCCAGAGCAAUGUCACUAAAUUAUUGGCAGUCACUACAGAAGAAACAUAUGAACAUACACCCGAGAGUAAUACCACCAAAGAAUAUAGUGUCUCCACAAAAACAACAUUAGGAGAGACCUCUGUAAAACAUGCUUCUAACAACCAAGGCCCAAUAGAAUCAACAACAUCAUCAGUGAAGGCGUUUGGUCAUACAGCCGACAAACAAGGUCCUCAACCCCAAAUGCAGGCAAUAUGGGCCAUUGUUGCCGUCACUUUUAUCGUCGUUCUUUUAAUACUACCAGGAGUCAUACUUUUUUAUUAUAAAAGGAAAUUGUGUUUCAAGUCUAGUGUUGAAUCCGAAGAUACUGAAGGACUUCAUAUGGGAAAUGCAAGAAGUAGUCAUCCCGAGCCCACAAACAAAAAUGAGCCUAAAGGUACUGACAUACAUGCAACAUUAAUAGAGGGUGAUAUACCAACUGGCUCUACGCCUGACGUUGAAUCCGAACAUAUUGAAGGACUGCAUACGGAGACUACGAUAAGCUGUCAACUUGGGCCUGAAACAAACACGGAGCCUUUAAGUACUGAAAUGAAUCAUGAAAUAUUCAAAGAGAGUUACGCAACAAAAAGUCAAGAUAAAGGUAUAAACGUGAGUGAAAACGUUACUGUUACAAUUCUGUAAAUGCAAACCUUCAUUGAACAGUGCAUAUUUCAAUAGAGGCUUGAAAAUUGAAUAGAGACCACCAUGUAAACACAGAGUAGCAAUUAACUGAUUAUUUCUUUUUUAUCGAAUCAAUAUACGGUACAAAUAACGAAAUGUAGAUGUUACUUCAAUAUUUUUUUGGGGACACUUCCAUUCUAUUUCAUUUAGCCACUAUUGGAAUUUUGGUGUCAAAAAUAAGACACAUAAAACAAGUUCUAUGAUACUUGUUUACUGAGUCUGUCCUGUAUAUAUAUUGGGCAGACUAAAUAUGAGAAAUGUUUUGUGUGAAUAUGUAUAUAUGUAUAUGAAUAUAUGUGAAUAUAUAAAUAUAACCUAUAUAAAUAAAUAUAUAUAUUCAGCUUAAAAUAACAAUAAGCAAUGGGAUAUUCAUUUAAAUACGGAAGCCAGACUAAGCAUUCGCUUUGGUCAUAAAUGUUACCAUAUUCAUGGUCCACGCUGAGCAUUGGCAUGCCCGCAAACACUGAAGGGCAUGCUAACCUUUAAUGACUUAUUGAUUCACAAACACCUCACACAAAUGACCGGUGUCCUGAGCAUUUGUUACCUGAAAAAACACAAAUGAGUAAUGUUAAACAGAAUACUAUGAGAGAUCGUUCCAUUCAUUUUCAAAAGAUAAUUUUAUUAUGUCUGCAUUCUCUAAUGUUUUUACAUCUAUAAAAGGGAUCUAGUUGCUAAGCGUUUCAUUCAAAAUCAAUCACAUUAUAAUUUCUGAUUAAAUUGUAAUAACCAAAAAUAAGGACAGUGAUGGGCAUGCUAUUUUAAAACAAACUAGGUUAAUAUUAAUACUGAAAGUGUUCUUUAACAGUGAACCAUUUUUUCUAGUAAAUUGUUUAUUGGAAUGACCUUUUUGCUUUAAAUGAACCAGGGUAAAAAAAAUCCUUACGCGAAAUAUUAUAUAUUUUUUUCAUAGAAUUUUCCUUUUGAGGGGGCAACUGCUAUAGCUCAUUUAACAUGAAAAGAUGUACAUAACAAGUUUUAAUAAAGUAAAGAAGACGGAGUAAAAACUAACAAGUAAUCAUUCUGACAAAAAACACGAAUAAAAAGGCUUGCUCAAAUAUUUAAAUGUACCAAUACUGAAUGAUUUAAAACAACCCCUUGGAAGGCUAAUUCAGUGAACCGGACGUGAUACAUGUACAUAGGUUCAAUACAUAACCUGUUUGUAGGUUUUGGGCCAAUUUUUUUGUAAACGGAAAAUAACGUUGAUAAAAUACACAAAAAUUCAUACAUCAACAUAAACAAGUAGAUUGCGUGAUUUAAAUUAUUGAUUUUGUAAUGCAUUCAUUUCGGUUUUUGAACUAGGUAAUGCUUCAUUGAAAUUUCAAGCAUCCAGCCGUCACGAUUGUUUACGAAAUUUCGGAAAUCGACGGAUUGCAUAUGAGAAAAGUUCAACCUUAAUGAAUGAAGCACUUUCUGUAUUACAAGUUGAAGAGGAGUCUUAAAAUAUCUAAACGUGUACCGGAACUGGUUCUGGUUUGAAACUGGUUCACUAAUUGUAAAUCUUGAGAUCACCCCCAAAGACACCAAGUACUGGUUCUAGGCAGAGGAAACGGACUCGAUAGCGUUUCAAUAAGAGUGAGGCUUUUGAUGCAAUCGAGCUAAAAUGAAUAGGUUUAAUCUAACUGUAUUACCAACGAUUUUGAAACGAAAUACAGCUUCAGAGAUAUUCUUUAAUCAGUUACACCUAAUGCUAGUCUUUUUUAUUAUUAACCAUGUUCGAGUCUAGACUAAAUCCCUUUUAGUUCAUUAUUUAUUUAAUAAUCGCAUAAACAAUACAAUGUAAACUAUUGUUCGCAUUUUUGCUACAUGUCCUUUACAACAGAUUGUGAUAGCUUGAUAACAAUUUUAAGAUGGAUCUCCUCUCUUUCACAAAUACAAAAUGGAAUAAAAAACGAAUUGACAUGCAAUUUUAAAGAAAAUGCACUUCCACUGAAUGUAGGCACAUAUAGAAAUACGUGGUCGACAAAUGCCUCAAACAACAUAAAACACAUACUUUAAAGUUCCUCUUGAAUGUAAUAAUCUAAUCUAAGGCAUCAACAUACUCAAGUCACAUAUAUGAUAUAAGAAAUCACCAUAUAAGACAUGCCUCAGAUCUUAAAAUGGCUUUUAUGCAAGAAGAAAAGGGAAAACUUAAUUAUUUAGUUCAAUAUAACCAAUGAGGUAAAUGUUUAUUUGUUUAAUGAUAUUGUUACAGUUUACUUAAUAUUUUGUGUUCAAUGCUAUAUUCUCAUAACAUAUUAAAAACAUUUAUUUUCCUUCACUUACUACGGAUACAUAUUAUUAGGAGGAAACACACUUUGAAUACACAUCUGCGAUUGAGGCACAAAUGUAUUCUCGUCAAUGGAGACCAUGUCCCAAUUGUGGAUUAAUAACGUUUACUGGUAUGCGUGUGACACCACAUGCCUUCACAUGUGUACAUGUAGAUAAGUUUAUCACGAUAAGCUGACGCGCGUCACUUUCUCACUUCAUUGAAAUAUCGGUUGCCGCGAAAAUUGACGGGAAUCUUUGUUUAGUGAUAGAUCUUUGACUAAAUAGAGUGUGUCCUGUUACGCCCAAACAUAGGUUUUUAGUAAAAUAAAUUCAAAGCGCUGAAGGCACUGGAAUUGUUUUUUUAUUUUGUUAACAGAAGGAACUGUAGUACCACACUUUUGGUGUAAACCCAACUUUGGUGGGUAGAUAUAUUUAAUGAAACGAAAACUACUCUGAUUGUGUCUCAAAGGGGGUAAUCACGUGAUUAUCAAGAUGGCGACGUCCAUGCAGAGUUUGCCGUUGUAUACCCUUAAUUACUUGUAUUAAUUUUUAAAAUUCCGCUCACUUUCCCGCCAUAUUAGCAAGACAGUUACUGGCGUUUAUUUCGUGGCAAGAUUCGCUCAACAAUCACAAACAAUAAAAACUUAGAAACGGAAGUUUUUCACGAAACGCAGUCGGAGACAACUAUGAGCCACGCCCACUCGACAGACAAACCACAAAAUCGAGAGCAAUCGCACGAAUUGGCAGCCGAACCACCGCAUAUGGAACAAACACCAGAGAAUUGGUACAAACAACCGAAAGCAACAACACAACAUAUACGCACGGCAUCGGCAUCUAGAGGACGAACGACCACAAAAUCCAAAAACGUUAAUGCACUCUCAAAUGUCCUCAAUAACACUAUGAAAAACAAAACUACACAAGGUCCGCCGACGCCACGUGCAACGCAAAGAAACCGCUCCGCUUCUAUAAAUAGAAACACGGGGAAACCCAAAUACAAUACACCACCCAAAGAUGUAAACAAUUCGAUUCCAAUAAACACACCAAAUGCUGGGACAAACCAGGAACACCCACGCACAGCACAAUAGGAAAUACAGGAGAAAAAUGGACUCGAUUUCUGCCUUUGGAAUAUUCAAGGAUUAAUUGGAAGAAGAUUUGACAAAUUAAACAACAGUGAAGAAGUGCAAUCAUUAUUUUUGAAUAAAGACAUAAUUUUGUUAACAGAGACUUGGUUGAACAAACUCCACAACUGCACAGUGGACGGCUUUUCACAUUUUAUACUGAACAGAACUAACAAGCAUAAAAAUGCAAAAAGAGACAGUGGUGGACUUAUUAUAUAUGUUAGAAAUAAUCUAAAACAAAAUGUAGAAUUGCUUAAAUAUAAAAAUGAUAGAAUAAUUUGGUUAAAAAUAGAUAAGUCUGUUUUCAAUUCUGAAAAUGAUGUAUUUGUAUGUCUUUUAUACAAUGUACCAACUGGCAGUGCGAGAGAAGUGUAUGAUGAUGAAAACAUUUAUGAUUCAUUAAUACAAGAUAUUGUAGAAUUUAAUGCUAUAUAUGAAAACAAAACUAGCUUUAUUAUUACAGGUGAUUUUAAUUCCAGAACUGGGAAUCGCAAUGACUUUGUAAAUGAUGAAUACCUGCAUAACUUAAAUAUGAUGCCUGAUGAUUACAGUAUAGAUGUAUUCUUGCCGCGAAACAGUCAAGACAAAAUUGUUAACGAAAAUGGCAAAUUGUUAAUUGACUUCUGUAAACAAACAGGCCUCCGUAUCAUGAAUGGUCGUGUAUGUGAAGACUCGCACUUAGGUCGGUACACAUGUAUAAAGGACGCUGGUUGCAGUGUUGUUGACUAUGUACUAUGUAUGCCAGAAAUGAUGCCAAAGUUCACACAAUUCUCAAUAUCAGAUCCAAGCAUAGAAUCAGAUCACUGCAAAAUAGAAUUUUCCAUUAAAACUGAACACAGAAACGCGGAAUUAAAUAUAAACAGCGAAAAUGAACCAAGAAACUUACCGCAAAUAGAUCAUACUUUUAUAUGGGAUGAAAAUAAAAGAUUAUUUUUUAUCAAUAACCUUGAAUCUGAAGAAAUAACACAUGAAUUACACAAUCUAACCUCAAAUAUAGACACAAUUACCCAAUCUUCAGAAAUUGAUAAUAAUCUUGAAACAUUUUGCAACUUAUUAAACAAAACUUGCUCACCAUUAAAAACCCCAUCAAAAACAGAAAUAAACAGACAAAAACACAGAAUAGUUGGUUUGACAAUGAAUGUAAACAAAAACAGACAGAUUUUUACGAAACCCUCAAUAAUUACAGAUCUGAUAAUAGUGACGAAAACAGGAAAAAUAUGGUACAAGUCAGGUCACAAUACAAAUCACUCGUAAGAUCAAAAAAGUUCAAACACGAUAGAAAAAAUACAGAAAAACUAAUUAAUGCUAGAAUGAACAACGCAAAGGACUACUGGAAACUAUUAAAAAGCUUAUGUACAAAUAACACAUCUACAAACAUAACACAUGAUACCUUUGCUAGAUAUUUUAAAGCAGUAAACUGUCCAGACUCAACAUUCUACCAAGCAGAUGAAGACACCCUACAUUUUAAUGAAAGAUAUGUUAAAGGGGAAUUCAAUAUUAUGUUUGAAGAACUAAACAUUGAAAUAAGCAAUGAUGAAAUACUUAAAGCAUGUAAAGAGUUGAAAAAUAAUAGAUCAGGAGGACCAGACUACUUCAUAAACGAAAUUUUCAAAUACGGCAUAAAUAAUCUUCUUAACUAUUUAAGUAAAUUAUUUAAUAAGAUCUUCAAUUUAAACUACUUCCCACAAAAAUGGUCAAACGGUUUCAUAAUACCACUGCAUAAAAAAGGAGACAUAAACAAUCCAGAGAAUUAUAGAGGAAUUACACUACUAAGCACACUCGGAAAACUAUUCACAAGAAUCCUCAAUAAUAGACUUAAUGCAUGGGCCGAAAAUUACAGUGUUUACGUAGAAGCACAAGCCGGUUUCCGAUCAAACAUGUGUACUACUGAUAAUAUUUUUAUUCUUCACGCGGUGAUACAACAAAUGUUAAAUAACAACAAGAAAUUAUUUGUCUGUUUUGUCGAUUACACAAAGGCGUUCGACUUACUAGUAAGAGAAAAUAUAUGGCACAAACUUAUCAAACUAGGCAUCAGAGGUAAAAUGUUAGACAUCAUCACAUCGCUUUACUCAAAUGUUAAAUCAUGCAUUAAAUUUAAUAACUGCUUAAGUGAAAGCUUUAUAUGCAACCUCGGGGUCCGCCAAGGAGACUGUUUGUCACCGUUUCUAUUUGCAAUGUAUAUAAACGACCUUGAAGAGACAUUGAUAUUAAAAGGCCACAACGGAAUAAGUAUCCACAUGCUCAAACUAUUCUUACUCUUAUAUGCUGAUGAUAUAACAAUAAUGUCAGAAAAUGAACAAGACCUUCAGCAUGGAUUAGACAUUUUAUAUCAAUAUUGUAAUCAAUGGAAAUUGACGCUGAAUGUUCAGAAAACAAAAGUUUUAAUAUUCAAGAAAGGAGGAAGAAACCCAAGGGGACAACAUUUUCUAUACGGCAACCAAGAACUUGAAAUUGUCACAAAUUUUCAAUAUUUGGGAAUAACAUUUUCCUCAAAAGGAUCCUUCAACCUAACAUUCGAUAAACUUGCAGGACAGGGCCUAAAAGCAAUAUUUAAACUAAGAUCAUAUUUAUAUAAAUUCACUGAUAUCUCAAUUGAACACUCGUUAUCGCUAUUCGAUAAACUAAUAACACCAAUUCUGAAUUAUGCAAGUGAGGUUUGGGGUUUCAAUAACAGUAAAAGAUUAGAGAAGAUACACUUAAAAUUUUGCAAACAGCUUUUAGGAGUUAAGUUACAAACACAAAAUAACUUUAUAUACAGCGAACUUGGGCGAUUUCCUCUAAAAUGCAGCAUUGUAGCUAAUAUUAUUCGAUACUGGUUCAAAAUCUUAAAAUGCCCAGAGACCAAACUAAUCAAAAUCACAUAUAAAAUGAUGUUGAUAGAACUAGAAGCUAACCCAAACAAACCAUCUUGGGUGAAAUCACUAAAAGAAUGUCUAGAACAAUUAGGCUUUUUUCAUGUAUGGCUAAAUCAGGGUGUUGAAAACGAAGACUUAUUCAUGUCAUCUCUAAAACAAAGAGCACAAGAUAUUUUCUUGCAAAACUUAAACAAUGAACUCCACAUGUCCUCAAGAGCAUCAACUUAUAUACUUUUCCACAACUUUGGCUACAAAAACUAUCUCAACAGUUUAAAUAUAAAAAAAUACCGACAAGCUUUCACACGUCUCAGGACAUCAUCACACAGACUCGCUGUAGAAACAGGAAGGUGGCACAAACCAAACAAAAUACCAAGAAACGAACGAAAAUGCCUAUCUUGCAAUACACUAGAAGAUGAAUUCCACUUUUUAUUAGAAUGCCCACUUUACAAGGAAAUAAGAAAAUUACACAUUAAAAAAUACUAUUGGAAACAUCCAAACAUAAUUAAAUUUUCAGAACUAAUGUCCGCAAACAACAAUGGUAUACUAAAAAACCUAGGAAUAUAUAUACAUAAAUCACUGGUGUUAAGAGAAAAUAUAUACUCACAGAAUUAGUUAUUAAUCACCUAUUACAUAAAAUAAAUAUAAUUAUACUCACAACCAUGCGAGCCUGGCAAACCCGUCAAUAUGUGAAAUGGCAAUCCAGCUUUUCUAUGUUUUCACAGCCCCUUAUUACAGCAACGAUGAAAACACACACCACUAUUUUUUAACCAAAUUAGUAGAAAAACAAUUUGUGUCAAGAAACAGUAGUGGUACCUGAAAUUGAAAAGACAAAAAUACACUGGUAUUACAAAAAGAUACAACAUAAAACACAAUUAUGUUUAUUAGGUGUAUUGCAAACAUAAGAAUCAAAUAAACAUCAAUAGUAAACAUCAUAUUUUAUUAACAUGUAAGCCAGUAUAUGUAUAUUGCUCAUUUUUAUGUAGGUGUACAUGUAUGUAUCUAAGUUUAUAACAGUUGUCCAUCAUAUACCAUGCUAUUUUAUUCUAUGUUGUUACUAAAACUUACAAAAUUUGCAUAAUCUGUAAGGUUUUCUUAUUGGUGAACGCAAAUACAA